UUCUCGAACAUGGUUCUCUUAUAUUUUGUGUUGCUUUUGAAAAGUGUUAGCUGUUUUGUUAACUUGACGGACAUAAGGCCGCCGGUUGAUGCCAACCACACCAUAAUGGCAGAUGGAAAUUUCACCGUAGAAGGUGUUGAAAAUUUGUGUGAAAACCGAGAGAGUAUUUGCAGAGAUGCCGGCAUUCGCGUUUGCGCAAAAAGGAUUAAGAAUUCGACGACAGAAUACAAAGAAUUCAGUAACGCCUGUUUCCUUUUUAUGGGCAAUCUCUGUGAAUAUUCAGAUUAUGAGUUUGCAAUCGUCCGAAGCGGUCGUUGCCGUCCUACUGAGACGAGGCGAAUCUACACUGUCGAUUUCGCUCAGACAACUACUUUGAGGAAAUUUUAUAAAACUAUCGUGCCGAUAUUCAACGAUACGCCUACGACGAUAUACGAGAUACUGACGGCGAUCGACGGCCACCCGUGCCCGCUGAGCUGCCCCAGCACGUACGAACCGUGGUGCAUCUUCGCCAACCCCAACGACAAGUACGUGAAGAUCUACAAGUUUGCCAACCACUGCGCAAUGGACCUCUACUACUGUAAGAAUUGGAAUGAGUUCGAGCCGCCAGAUGAGUUGCUAGAUAAGGAUCCCGACGCGUACACCAGCACCGACCAGUCCGCCCUGAAAACUACCGGCUGUGCUUCCCAAAGAUUUUACUACUAUUUUCAUUUUGCUGAGAUAGCAUCGUCCUUGCAGAGGCACGGCUUUUUGGAGGGAAACCAGAGAUAUAACAAAAUCUUAAGGCCCUAUGAACGUAAUCCCGCAUUUGGUAGAUAAAAAACAUGUUCCAAGAAAA
Messenger RNA from Aricia agestis (brown argus), 835 nucleotides. RefSeq lists its product as uncharacterized. The transcript is spliced from 6 exons. Lineage: Eukaryota; Metazoa; Arthropoda; Insecta; Lepidoptera; Lycaenidae. The record is from RefSeq and is a predicted model, not a curated record. The coding region runs from base 10 to 816 and encodes 268 amino acids.